Molecule: messenger RNA, 711 nt
Organism: Anopheles aquasalis
Lineage: Eukaryota; Metazoa; Arthropoda; Insecta; Diptera; Culicidae
Product: fibrinogen C domain-containing protein 1-like
Source: RefSeq, a predicted model, not a curated record
AUGAGGAUAAGUGAUUGUGUAACAGCAGCAACUGAAGUGAGCUCUUCUCCAAUGAUCACAACAACACCCAAGAUUGAACCACCCUAUUCAUCGUGCAAGGAUUUAGUAUCAAAUGUGUCAGGAAUCUAUCUGAUCCGUGUCAAGAACGAAAGUGAACCGUUUCCUGCGUAUUGCGAGCAGGAGAAGUUUGGUGGAGGCUGGCUAGUAUUCCAGUACCGAUACGAUGGAUCGGUAGAUUUUUAUCGUAAUUGGACUGAAUUCAAGAAUGGCUUUGGAGAUUUAAAAAAAGAGUUUUGGUUGGGGCUGGAAAAAUUGCACCAACUAACGUCGAUCCGUCCGUAUGAAUUGAUAGUGGAAGUGAAAGACUUUAACAGCACUUAUAAAUAUGCUCGGUUCGACAGGUUUGAGAUCGGAAGCGAAAGCGAGCAGUAUAGCCUCAAAACCCUCGGAAAGUAUAGUGGUACCGCUGGUGACUCGUUGGCAAAUCAGAAGGGGAUGAAAUUUACGACCAAAGAUCGCGAUAAUGAUCAAUACCACACCAAUUGCGCUGUAGAUUAUGAGGGCGCCUGGUGGCACAAAGGUUGUCAUCAGUCACAUUUGAAUGGUCGAUAUCUUAACGUUAACGGUGAUACAUCAACUAGCUGGUACUACUUCAAUACUGAUCGCCGAGGAAUGAGCUAUACAAGAAUGAUGAUUCGCCCUGUAAAAUAA